Molecule: messenger RNA, 2361 nt
Organism: Aspergillus glaucus CBS 516.65
Lineage: Eukaryota; Fungi; Ascomycota; Eurotiomycetes; Eurotiales; Aspergillaceae
Product: kinesin-3 family protein uncB
Exons: 3
Coding region: 135-2090 (651 amino acids)
Biological process (GO): microtubule-based movement; mitotic spindle organization
Molecular function (GO): microtubule motor activity; microtubule binding; ATP binding
Source: RefSeq, a predicted model, not a curated record
UUCUGCAGUGGGGAUUCCACUCGCCUCCCUUGAGGGAAGGCAUUUCAUUCAUCUGUGUAUUCUACUUCCUUCCUGUCUCUCAUCAGCAGGCACCUCACGCCUUCCCUGUUUAUCUUGAUAUCUCGACUCCGGAGAUGGCCCUCGAUCCUCGUUUCUACGCUGGUAACGGCCUCGACUCCCUGUCCUCGGCCUCGUCCGGCAUCUCCGCAGCUACUGGCAUCACCAGUCCUUCUGCAGCUUCAACUGCUACGUCGGGGGGGAAUUUGCAAUCUAGUGCCUCGAGUCCGUCUCUGCGUGCGCGCGAAAGUAUUGCGGUUCCUGUGACUCAGGAUGGAGGUUCGUCCUCGCCGGGAGGAAACGUGCGUGUUGUCGUGCGCGUGCGCAAGUUUCUGCCUCGAGAAAUCGAACGCGACGCCGAAUGCCUGAUUAGCAUGGACCCUCGCACUCAGACGACCAAACUGCUUGCACCCAACGUCAACCCGGAAGACGAAGGAAAACCAAAGUCGCAGGCCCGUGGAAAGGUGCUGGAGGACAAGUCCUUUGUGUUCGACAACUCGUUCUGGUCGCAUAACGAUAAGGAUGCACACUAUGCACGCCAGGAGAAUGUCUACGACUGUCUGGGAGAGGACUUUCUGGACCACAACUUUGAAGGAUACCACACUUGCAUUUUCGCCUAUGGUCAGACGGGUUCCGGAAAGAGUUAUACUAUGAUGGGUACCCCCGAGCAACCGGGAUUGAUUCCUCGAACGUGCGAAGACCUCUUCCAGCGUAUCGAAGCCUCGGAGACUCCCGAUGUCAGCUACAACGUUCGCGUGUCGUACUUUGAAGUGUACAAUGAGCAUGUGCGCGAUCUGCUCGUGCCUCGAACUGAUCCCCCGAACUAUCUACGCAUUCGCGAGUCGCCCUCGGAGGGACCAUACAUCAAAGACUUGACCGAAGCGACUGUCAAAAAUUACAAUGAUCUCAUGAAACACAUGCGCAAGGGCGACGUCUCGCGUACGACUGCCAGCACCAAGAUGAACGAUACCUCUUCUCGAUCGCACGCUGUUUUCACCAUCACCCUGAAGCAGAUUCACCACGACCUCUCCACCGAUGAGACUACGGAACGUACGGCGCGUAUUCGUCUGGUUGAUCUGGCGGGUUCAGAGCGGGCCAAGUCCACCGAGGCUACGGGCCAGAGACUUCGUGAAGGAUCCAACAUUAACAAAUCACUCACCACCCUGGGUCGAGUUAUUGCCGCCUUGGCUGAUCCGAAGCAGGGACGCUCCGGAAAACGCAAGAGUCGAGACGUUGCGCCGUACCGUGAUUCCAUCCUUACCUGGUUGCUCAAAGACAGCCUGGGUGGUAACUCGAAGACGGCCAUGAUUGCGUGUAUUGCCCCCAGCGAUUACGAGGAAACGCUCUCCACUCUCCGGUAUGCGGACCAGGCCAAGCGCAUCCGUACUCGUGCUCGUGUCAACCAAGAUCAUCUAUCCGCUGCUGAGCGUGACAAGCAGAUUGUCGAGAUGGCGGAGACGAUUCGCACACUUCAGCUCAGUGUCAGCCAGGCGGUUGCCAACCGACGUGAGAGCGAAGUCCAGAGCGAGCGCCUGGAGGAUUACCAGCAGAAGGUUGAGAAGAUGCAGCGACUUAUGGAGGAGACCAAAAUGGUCAGCGAGUGCAAGAUUCGUCAACUCAAAACCGAGAAUGAAGCCCUACGCAACCAUCUGAAGCUGGCCCUCGACAGUCUGCAAAAUCCGAUUCCGCCGGUGACCAUCGAGAAACGCAAGAGUAGCCUGUAUGCGUUGGACGAGGAUGAGGAGUCGGAAAACCCGGACCUCACUGAUGAUAAGGAAGAUGACUCGUCUCCUGCUAGUGACGACGAGGACGAGCCCGAACCCGAUCUUAUCUGGGAGGAUGACGAUACCAUUGAGGUCGAAGCUGGCCAGAUCGAAGCGCAGGACAUGCAGUCACACAUGGAGGAUCUUCUGAGUGAUCUCAGCAUGUUCAAGCGCAAACUGGCUUCGGACCAUGAGCGAUUCCGUUCUAUUCGGGACCAGCAGAAUCGCAAACAGCGUGGCGUGCUCAGUGAUGUGACGCUCAACGAGUGAUCAUUCACGAUGCGUGUUCUUUUUACUACUAUCUUACUCGAGAUCUCUCUUGUAUCGAAAACGGUUGGCGUCUAGUGUCUUUGGGAGGAAUUUUGUUAUUCGGUUGGGAAUCGGUAUUGGUGUCAGGAAUAUGGGACGGCAGUAGGGAUAUCCUGGCAUUUGGCACUGGCUUGUUUCUUUCUUCUUUUUUCUCUUUUACAUUCUUCUUCGCUUUCUUCUCUACGGAGAGGCUUUUUGUUAGAUUCCCUUGGGUGGUUUUGUCUUUUUCUUC